ACGAGAGCUGCUGGGGAUAUACAGACUAGCACAGCAAGAGAGGGCAGCCAGGCGCAGGCUUUAGACGUAAGCCGUCACUGGUAGGAGAGUCAUACUCAGUGGUUGCGGUGAGCCAGCUUACUGUCACCCUGAGACAGCCUUGUGGCGGUCCGGAAAGACACACAGCCCAGAGGCAGGAAGCUCAGGCAACUAGAGGUGAGACAGACAGAGUGGGAGGAGGAAAGGAACGGAGCUUGUGUAAGUUUUUUUGUGUAAGUUGAGAGACAGUGUCACUGAGUAGUGGGAGGAUCUGAGACCGCGCAGGGAAGUGGGUGUCUGUCUGAGUGAGUGAGACAGCCUGCACUGAAGAGGAGAGUAGUUCAACUCUAAAGUCGGUGCAAAGGGAGGAGACAGCUGGCGUCCAGAAGUAAACAAGCACAGGAGACAGCCUUGACAGUGACAGACACUGCACGGGGCCGCCCCGGGUGACACCAAUAGCACCGGCCAUUGCCAGCGUUGCCCCAUGGAGGCCGGGGGCCCCUAUAUUCCCUCUCAGGGCCAGCCAUAAUCUGGAGGAGGAACCUGCAAUUAGUACGGAUAUACCAUCAGGAUCCCAUGAACUCAUCGCCGACACUGACGGAGGAUUAAUUAUAAAGCCGUUUUACUGCAGAUCAUCUUAAUACCCAUGAGCCAAUGCAGCAGUGGAUCACAAUAAUUAGAUAUUAUUAGUGCGUUCAUGCUACCACAUACCAUAUUACUUUUAAAGGGUUAUUUGCAACCCUAUAUAAUAUUACAUAAGGAUCACUUAUACGUGUACUAACUUCUUUUUGCAGUACACUACACAGGGAAUCCUAAACCUACCACCCUACCACGUCUGGUUUAUUUGUCGUAGAGCUUUAAAUAAAAACCCUUUUUGGCCUGGGCGGGCAGGAAGAAGGAAAAAAAGCCAUUAAAUAUUUAUCCAGUGCUGGGAUCGUCAGUUUGCGGCUGGAGAAUAACAAGAUGAAUACUAACAUCAUGUAUGCCAGCAGAAAGAGGAGAAAACCCGUCCAAAAAACGGCAAAGCCAACACCAACUGAAGGUGUGAAAUCCAACCCAUCAAAAAGACACAGAGACCGCCUGAACACAGAGUUGGAUCGGCUAGCAAGCCUCUUGCCGUUCUCACAGGACAUUAUAUCCAAACUUGACAAACUUUCUGUCCUGAGGCUCAGUGUUAGCUAUCUCAGAGCCAAAGGCUUCUUUGAAGUUGCUCUACAAUCAUCCAAGACAGACGGCAAUGGGAUUAGUGAAAAUCGCAGAGUGAUAAAACCAGGGAAGGAUUUACAUUUGUUAGAAGGAGAACUUCUAUUACAGGCGCUUAAUGGGUUUGUACUGGUCAUUGCUUCUGAUGGACUUGUUUUCUUUGCUUCUUCCACCAUUCAGGAUUACCUGGGAUUUCAACAAUCUGAUGUAAUUCACCAAAGUGUGUAUGAGCUUAUACAUACAGAAGAUCGACCUGAAUUUCAGCAGCAGCUUCACUGGGCAUUGGAUCCUGUACAAUCAUCAGAUCUUUCACAAAGAGCCCAAGAUGAUAAUGGGUUUCCAUUGACGACCUCUAACUACAAUCCAGAUCAGCUUCCUCCUGAGAAUUCUUCCUUUAUGGAAAGGAACUUUGUAUGUAGGUUAAGAUGCCUACUGGAUAAUUCUUCAGGAUUCUUGGCUAUGAAUUUUCAAGGACGCUUAAAGUUUCUGCAUGGACAGAACAAGAAAGGGAAAGAUGGGUCGUUAAUCCCCCCUCAGUUGGCACUUUUUGCCUUGGCAACUCCAUUGCAGUCUCCGUCCAUCCUUGAGAUUCGAACCAAAAACUUUAUUUUCAGAACAAAGCACAGACUAGACUUCACCCCGAUUGGUUGUGAUACAAAAGGAAGUAUUGUGCUGGGAUACACCGAAGCAGAGUUAUGCGUGAGAGGAACUGGGUACCAGUUUAUUCAUGCUGCAGAUAUGCUGUAUUGUGCAGAGAAUCACGUUCGAAUGAUCAAGACAGGAGAAAGUGGUAUGACUGUGUUCCGACUUCUUACAAAAGAUAAUGGAUGGGCUUGGGUCCAAGCAAAUGCCCGGCUUGUGUACAAAAAUGGAAGACCAGACUAUAUCAUUGCAACACAAAGACCUCUUACAGAGGAAGAAGGGGCAGAAAACUUAAGAAAACGAAGCUCACAGCUGCCUUUCAUUUUUGCGACUGGCGAGGCAGUGUUGUACGAAACUUCAUUUCCUUUCCCAAGCCUUAUUGAUUCUACACCAAAUAAGACCAAGGGUUCUUCAGUCAAAGGAGGAUCUGCCAAAUCUUCAGCAAAUGAAUCAUCAGUAAAGCCUGCCUCACUGUUGGGCGCAAUGCUAAGACAGGAUGAGUCCGUGUACCUUUGCCCACCAGCUCAAAACACAUUUUCCUUUGAAAACUUAUUUGAAAAUUCCAAAGAUGAACUGAGCAAUACAGUAUCAAGUGGCUGGCAAGAAGGUUGUAUGCCAGUGACUAAUAAUAUGAAACAGGAGGAAGGAGCUUGUCCCCAGGCAAAAAAUGUAACACUUCCAUCAGGUAACGCAGAAAUAUUUGCUGAAAGCAAGAAUAAUGAGCUUUACAAUAUCAUGAGUAGCUUGGGCAUCAACUUUGAUGAUUUGGAGAUGAUCCAACAGGAUGAUGCCUUUUUUAGGGGUGAAUUUGAAUAUCCUGAUAUUUCAGACAUUGAUGUUACAGACGAAAUUUUGACUUAUGUUCAGGAUUCCCUUAAUACAAAAUCAGACUGUAUGUAUUUGAAUAGUGUUCAACAAAUGCCUAAUGUACCAGAACCAUCUAAUAUCAUACAGAAUCAUAUGGAUGUUCCUCAGCUGCAUCAGCAGCAGCCAAACCAAAUCAUGUCACAACAGCUAUGUCAGAAAAUGAAACAUAUGCAGGUCAAUGGUAUGCUUAGUAACUGGAACUCUGUGAGAAAUGUACCGGUCACAUACAAAGAGCAGCAGCCUAAUCAAUAUAAUGUUUCAGGUGUGAACAACGUGGCUGAAGACUAUUAUAAGUCUGAACUGAGCAGUGCUCCGUAUGCCUGUAAACAAGAAUUUAUGCCUUACCAGCAGCCCCUGCCUAUAGUGCCACUAUCUAAUAACCUUACACAGAUGGACUUUGACCUUGGAAAUGUGGAACAAUCUGUUUACCCUCCUCCCCCUAACAUAGAGGGUUUUUUAGAAUGUUUAUCACAAGCCCCUGAAAUCCAAGAAUGUGGAUUAAAUACACAGACAGUCAUGGUGACUCCUCAGACUUGCUAUUCUGGUGCUGUUUCUAUGUAUCAGUGCUUACCUGAGCCUCAACCAUCCUGCCUAACGCAAAUGCAGUAUAACCCCAUGAUGCCAAGUCAUCAGCAGUUAUUGAACAAAUUCCAAAAUGGUUUUGGUGGAGGAAAUGUAAGUGAAGUGUAUACAGCACCAAUGGAUGUGGCAAAUAGCACUCAGAGUGCCACACAUCUUCAUCUUCAUCAUCACCAACAAGCAGAUUCUCAGCAUUAUCCAGAUUUACCAUCAAGUGGAUACAUGUAAAUAGGUUGUGAACGGCUUUAUUGCAUUCUCUGAAGAGUUGUGCUUUUAUGUUGGCCUCAGUAAAAGACUACAUGUUAAAAAAUGCUUUAAAAGCUUAAACAGAACCUAAAAGGUUUAUUUAGGCUGUUGCCUUUUUUUAGGCCACAGAAGUCUACAGCUUACAUGUUGGACAGGGCUGGCCAGGCCGUUCAUUGGAGGAAAAAAGAUCAUAAUUUGGGAAAACAUUUUAUUCCCCUAAUAAGUACAUUUUAUUUUCAGUGUAUUUUUAAAAUACAUUUCUGUUCUAUCCCGUAACAACAUAAGAUAAGGCAAAUGUUUUGUUUAACCCUUUGCUGGUUUAAAAAUGACUUGUUUAACUACAGAGCACUUACAGACUCACCCUAAAGAGCAUAGUAUGAACUUUUAUUUAUAUGUAGAGAGACUUUUCUUUUCUGGUUCGUUUCAAUCUUUUUCCAAGUAAAAAAAAAAAAAGGAUAACUUCAUGUACAAAAGCACUUACUUUAAAGGGACAUAACCUCUUUUUGAUAUAUGUAUGCAUAAUAUAUAUCGGCAAUUAAACACUACAUUGCAAAAGGUCUGCAUACAGAAUAAAUGUUUUAAAAUCGUUUAAACUGUCGGCAAAACAUGCAUUGCUGUGUAGUAAACGUAUCUCUUCCACUGAAUCCAGUUAUGUAGAUAAAAAUGAGUUACAACAGUGGUCAUUGCCGUAUAGUAGUGUUAGGCUGGGAAAGUUUGGGAUAUGCACUUACAAAUUUAGCUGCAAUAAAAGAAAAAAAUCCACAUUUGAGUGAAAUCUAAGGAAAAUGGGGCAUAAUAAAUAAUUUGACGAUAUUGCUUUUUUUUAAGGAAUCUAUAUAAUGAAGCAUUUUUAAAUUAUAAUCUUGGAGUGUUUUGUGUCCCUUUAAAGUGGCAGCUUUAUGUAGACUUCAUCCUGUUUUAUUCUGUGCUGUUAAUGGGAAAGAUUAAACAAAAUCCGUCAUUUCCACGCAUGUUACCGCAGUUUAAAUUAAUAUUAAAUGUUCUGCAGUCUAUUUUAGUUACAGUGUCCUGAAUAUUCAGCCUUCUUGAUAAGAAGUAAAUUAGUUUGCAUUCUUCAUUUAUUUUAGGGACAUUGCUGAAUAAAAGAUACCCUGUUAAUAAUUUUAUGUGCAAAAUUAUUUCUACCCAUUUUUGGAAAACUAUAAUGCUGGAGCUCCUUUUACUUACGUUGACGUUGGGUAUAGUUUGUUUGAGAGAUAACUAUUUUUAUUGUUGUUUUAGUUCCUGCAAAAAUUGGAGAAAAGUCUUGAUGACAAGUUUGACAUAUUCAUCUAUAAAAAGUAAAUGUUUUGUGUAUGAAAAGAUAGCUUAUUUUUGCUAUAAAGUUGCAUACUUAUAACUACUAUUAAAUUCCUAUUAUAUAUAAUAAAUUAUAAGAAAGAACUAUAUACAUUAUCAUCAUUCCAAUGAGUGUAUAUAACAUCUCUCUAUUGAUCUAAGUACCAGAUUAGCUGAGGUUACAACAGACUUAAUUUUGACUGCACUAGGAUUUAGUUUUUGUUUGUUUGUUUUUUUGUUUAUUUUACGUGAGCCACUUUAUUAGACUCUCGUUUUCUUAUAUAUAUUUUUUUCUCUUAAUUCCCAAUAUAAUCACUUGAUUUUGUAGGCUAGGCAAAUGUAAAGUUGUUUUUAUUAUUAAAUAGCCAAUGGAUGUUACAUGCUGAGUGUAAAUUACCCCGAUUCAAUUACUUAUUGUUGUCUCUUAGUUGAAACUGAUUAUUAAAGGGACAUUUAUAGUGCAAAAAUAACCUGCACUAAUUCAUUACAUCAUAUAAUUUUUAGCAAUACUGACAUUGAAAGUCUAUAGGCCCUAUUCUCUAUAGCUCGCUCGUCUGGCGAGAUUAUCUAAGAAGUCUCAUCAGUACAAUAUUAUGUCUAAAAAAAGACUUCCAAAAGAUCCCAUGUGCCUGAUUUCUCUUCAUGCCAACAGGUAUUUGAUCGCCUGGCCCUAUGUGUUUAACCCCUGCAAAGGGGUUUAACAUACCACUUGGGGGCCUCAAAGAAAUGCUGGUCCUGAGCAGACACAGCUGACGAGCCAAUUAGCAGAGGCAGUUGCACAACCCAGACAAUCACUUCACUGGCCGUGCCUGCUCAAGACCUGCAGUUCCCAAGUAGGCUAUGUGACUAACCUCUGAGGAUUAAGCACACAGAUUAGCAGGGUCACUAGCGCUAAAAUGAUUAUGAUUAAGAACUUUUAAAGGGAUAUUGUAGUGCAACGUUUAUAUGCUCUAAAAGUUUUCAAAAGUUUGGGUGAGAGUUCCUAGCAAUGGCACAACUUCAAAAAGAGGGAAUUCAUCAAAUACCCUUUGCUAUUUAAUAGGGGUUAAAAGUGGCAUUUGACGUGCACAACAGUUUAUUUUAUACUCCAUUUUAGAAGCAUUUUUUGCAAUACACAUUUUUUAGAAAAAAAAUUGCUUCUUUAAAAGCAAAUCACAACUUUUCUUUUAACUUUUUUUUAUGCAUAAGACUGCACACAACGCAAAUGCGAUACACGCCUGCUCCAAAUGACAUAGUGACAUUGUACAUAUUACAGAAAUGAUUCUAAAAAAAUGUAUUUCAAAUUCCAUUUUGAUUAAUUUAAUUGGAGAAAAAUAACUGGAUAUUUUAACUUGGCAUGUACCCAGAACGUUAACGGAAUAUCUAUUUGCUUCUUUACUAAGUUAUAACGGUCUCUUGCUUAGAUUUCCUGAGUAUAUUCACAUUAUAUAUAAAAAGAUGCCUUUUGCUCAUUAGUAUGUUUCUAGGAAUUGUGUAAUAUUUCUGACAUGCUUCCAUUUAGAUAUCUAUUUUCUUUGCAUAAAACCCAUAGUCAUGCAUUCAUUGUAAACAGUGUUGGUAAAUUGAAUUAUUAUUGUAUGGACUAGACUUUAACAGUGGCCUUAAAGGAAAUUCACAGGUCUCUUUUCCACCUAGUCCAACAAAAAUCUAUAUAACACUUGAUAUAUCUAGUUGUUCUUUUGCCUUAUUUGGGUUCAGUAGUAUUUAUCCAAGACAACAUCUCAUACAUUUGGGUAGAUGUUAGUUCUUGGAACGAAAAUGGUGCAGCCACUUCAAUUUCAUAUAAUUUUUUAAAAUUUGCAGGUAAUUUUCCAUUUUUUAGUUAUUAGUUAAUCUUACUAUUUUAUUUUUUAGAAUGAAACCUAAGGAGCAAAACUCUCUCAUUCCCUUUUUAUAGAGCAUCGAAUUGUUCAUUUUAUCGGUGAUGACAAAUAAAGCUUUAUGCACUUUGUUAACAGAAAAAGCACUUAUUACAAAGUAAAUAUCCUUACCAGCAACCAAAGUGUGUAGCACACAUUCUUAUUAAUGUAAAUUCAUGUGUGCAGAUACUGUGUUACGGCUUACACCUGCAAUUUUGCCAGUUUUAGAAGCACAGUCUGAUAAAUAAAGCAAAAUGAGUUUGCAGGACUCUCUAGCAAUAGUGAGAUUAAAGGGACAUGAAACCCCCCCAAAAAAAUAUUUUGUGAUUCAGAUAGAGAAUACAAUUUAAAACAACAUUCCGUUUUACUUCUUUUAUCUAAUUUGCUUUAUUUAUUAGGUAUCCUAUGUUGAAGAAAUAUCAAAGCUCAUAGGAGAGAUAAGGACACAAGGCUAUCUAUGUGUAGCCACCAAUCAGCUGCUACGGUGCCUAUUUAGAUAUGCUUUUCAGCAAAGAAUACCAACAUAAUUAAGCAAAUUAGAUAAUAGAAGGGAAUUUGAAAGUUAUUGCAUUCCCUUUCUAAAUCAUGAAAGAAAGAAUUUGGGCUUCUUGUCUCUUUAAGGCUUCUUAAUGUAUGCAAGGGUUAACCUUUUAGUAUUUCAUCUUGUAUAUGGAAAAGAAGGCUGCUAGUUUCUCUCUCUUCUUUUUUACGUUGUGAUUAUUUUGUCCAAGUUACUAUUUGUAUAAAACAGGGUUAAAGUCUUCUUGUUUGCUAUACUGAGAGCAUUGUUUUUGUGACAUUGUUUAAACUUGUGUUUGACAGUUUAUAUUUUGGACAAACAUUGAAUUUAUGUGCUUUACAUUGAAGAUCUCUCUAGCACCAUCAUGGUUAAUGCAAACAGGAAAAAAAAACCUGUGCCUUAUCUUUUGUGUUAGUUGUUUUCUACAUCUGACUCUAUGCAAUGUUUUUCAGCAUGUCAGCCUGUUCGAUCAUGAAGAAUAGCAUAUGCAUUAGGGUUUUUCUGUACAGUAGACAUUUAAACAGUAUUGAGAUUUUUCUUUGCUUAGAGUGUUUUUAGUUAAAUUGAAAUUUUUAUGUUUGUAAAAAAAAAAAUAUGUAGAUAAAAAAUAAAAUAAAAAAAUACUCACAUUGCACUUAUAAUGGAGUCCUUAUUUGCUUUAGAAUGAAGGAUUCCUUGUAUGUAUUUAGAUUAAAUCAUAAUCAUUAUCAGCCUUUUCAAUUGGAAUAAACGACUAUUUCACUUCUGUGUAUUUUACAGCACUAUUUUUUGUCUAAAGAAGGCCAUUCAUUUGUGGAUUACUUGUAAAGUCCAUUGGUGCAACAAAUAAAAAAAGGUCUUUCAAUAAAAAAAAAACUAGUUAUUGUUGCAGGUAAAAGGGACAUAAAACUCAGAUGUUAAUGAAAAUGUUGCCAUAUCCUUCUGUUACAAAAACAAACCUGGAUCUGUCCUAAUUUUACCUAUAGAUUUGCUUGUUUUACAUGCCUGUAACGAUGAUCGCAAAACAUAGAGACAUAUUGGUGCAUGCACUAAACUGAUGGUCAAACAUGCAUAGGGCUCCAUUUAAGACUGCUCCUUAGCGGAUUGAAAUCAUCCCGAUCCAAUACAAUUGGGAUGAUUGACAGCCUCUGCUAGCAGCCGAUUGCCAGUUAGCAGGGGCAGCGUUGCACAAUCAUUUCACUAGAAAUAUACUUAAUCUACCAUAUAAUCUCUAUAUGCUCCAUAAUCAUCAAUUGGACAUGUAAAAGGUGCUGGUCUCCGAGUAAAUUUAGUAUUGUUGAAGGCAUUUUUUUACUAACAUUAUGCAAGAUUUUGAGUUUGAGUUUUAUACCUCUUUUAGCUACUCUACAGUUAUGUCAUAUAAAAUGUAUAGAUUAAUAAUGAGCGAUAGACCUUAAUCUCAAAAACUCCUUCAAAACUAAAAUGCACAGGCUGCUUGCUGAGUUUAAGCAUAACUAGCUGUUGUUACAUGUUAUACCUGCUGAAUUAUAUCAUUUGUAGAAAAAAAAACAAUAAACUUACUUAUGUUCAUAUAUAUAUUGUAUAAAGCGUUGUGAUAUCAAGACUUAUUUAUGUCUUUUUUUUUGUAAGUCUUGUCAAUCACAUAACUGCAAAACUGCGUUGUGUAUGUGUGUGUGUGUGUGUUUAUGUGUAUAUAUAUAUAUAUAUAUAUAUAUAUAUAUAUAUACACACACACAUCAUUUUUUUUUCAACAAAAACAUGUAAUUACACCAAUGUUUGGUGUAAAAUGUUGUUUUAAAUAAAAAAAAAAGUUGUUUUUUUUGUACAUGUAAAAUAUUCACAUUGUGUGUGUGCUGUAUAACUUAUAUGUAAUGAACAAAAGCAGCUUCAUAUGUAAGAUGAUUAUAAUUCUGAUUUUGUUUUAUUUUGUUUUUUUGUUAUUGUUUUUAUUUGCCAGUGUGGCAAAAAAAAAAAAAAUCUUCCGAAUAAAAAAUUGUGUUCUGUGCCAUUCAAAAUGAAGCAGAAAACAAACAAAAAAAAUGUCACAUUUAUGUUUUUUAUAUCGUUUAAUAAAAGGACAAUCAUAUGGA
Messenger RNA from Bombina bombina (fire-bellied toad), 9284 nucleotides. RefSeq names its product aryl hydrocarbon receptor (gene AHR). Gene Ontology annotation, biological process: regulation of transcription by RNA polymerase II. The record is from RefSeq and is a predicted model, not a curated record. NCBI's taxonomy places the organism in Eukaryota, Metazoa, Chordata, Amphibia, Anura, Bombinatoridae. The transcript is spliced from 11 exons. The coding region runs from base 982 to 3537 and encodes 851 amino acids. Gene Ontology annotation, cellular component: nucleus; aryl hydrocarbon receptor complex. Gene Ontology annotation, molecular function: transcription cis-regulatory region binding; nuclear receptor activity; protein dimerization activity.